This is a messenger RNA of Cyclopterus lumpus (lumpfish), 544 nucleotides long. RefSeq names its product endothelin-converting enzyme-like 1. Gene Ontology annotation, molecular function: metalloendopeptidase activity. Bases 1 to 519 code for a protein of 172 amino acids. The transcript is spliced from 6 exons. The record is from RefSeq and is a predicted model, not a curated record. NCBI's taxonomy places the organism in Eukaryota, Metazoa, Chordata, Actinopteri, Perciformes, Cyclopteridae. Gene Ontology annotation, cellular component: plasma membrane. Gene Ontology annotation, biological process: protein processing.
AUGGGCGGGUCCUCGUUCCGCCUUCACGUCGGGGGCCCAAGCGGCCCGGGAAUGUCUGCGACCGCCGGAUUCGACGUGGACGAGAAGACGUACUUCAAGAACAUCCUCAACAGCAUCAAGUUCAACAUCAAGCUGUCCGUCAAGAAGAUCCGGGAAGAGGUGGACAAGACGGCUUGGCUCCUCCCCCCUCAGGCCCUCAACGCCUACUACCUCCCUAACAAGAACCAAAUGGUGUUUCCUGCCGGCAUCCUUCAGCCCACUCUCUACAACCCCGAGUUCCCACAGUCUCUGAACUACGGAGGAAUCGGGGCGAUCAUCGGCCACGAGCUGACGCACGGAUAUGACGACUGGGGGGGCCAGUACGACCGCCACGGCAACCUCAAGCAGUGGUGGACGGAGGACUCAUACAGAAAGUUCCAGAAGAAGGCCGAGUGCAUCGUCAAGCUCUACGAUAACUUCACCGUUUACAACCAGAGGGUCGGUCUGCUCACGCACAGACACACACACAUACAUGCAUAAUCAUUACGUAGACUUGCUGACACAU